Messenger RNA from Podarcis raffonei (Aeolian wall lizard), 1331 nucleotides. Its product is annotated as pre-mRNA 3'-end-processing factor FIP1-like. Lineage: Eukaryota; Metazoa; Chordata; Lepidosauria; Squamata; Lacertidae. The record is from RefSeq and is a predicted model, not a curated record. The transcript has 8 exons. Bases 451 to 1008 code for a protein of 185 amino acids.
AAACAGGUACACCAACCACUUUUUUUUUUUAAGCUUCUUGUAUUAAUUAAAUGCUAUGUUAUGCCAGGUCGGCUCCAAGCUGUUCUUGUGUAGGCUUGAUCCUGCUGCAGGGGCAGGGAACCUUUUUAGGCUCCAUGGGCCAGAUCCAUUUUGGGACCCGCCUCACAGGCCAAAUUUGGCAGGUGGGUGGCCGCAACCUGUGGGAUGUUGGUAUCCAAAAUGCAUAUAGUAAAGGGAUUGUUGCAAGAGCUGUAGAACUCUGUGAUGUCAUACGUCUGAGGCAGUUAUAGCAGUUGGUACAGUUGGUUCAGUCAGUUGAACAGUCUUCACAGAGCAGCAGGUUAUGUUUUGAUGUGUUGCUGUCUGCCUCAGAGUCAGAGAAGCUAAGUGUGACCAUUGAUGUGAUAGGUGGAGAGCCAGGCACUAUUAGAAGAGUGGAAGGAAGGCGUCAUGAUAAGCAUGGCUCAGAGGAAAACUCAAUUCAGGUCUGUUUCCUCCACCUCAUGCUUCACCGCCACCCCUUUUGAUUCCAACACAUGGUUACUGUCAUCUUGUGAUGCCCUGAUUUGUGUCCCAUCAGCAGAAGAGUCUGCCAGCUACAACAACAGCCAACCACCUCCAUUUGGCUACAACUCCACAGAUUCGGGUUUUAUAAGCUACCCUCCCAUUUCUACAUCUCACAAGCCAUGGAUGACUACAGCCUCCAAUAUUUCCAGUCACUGGGAACAUUCUGGCUCAAGAGGGGAAAGAGAUUGUGACUGGACAUCUCCCACCAGUGAAUACAAUGAUGAUGAAAGGGAUCAUUACUAUAGCAGAGAAGGCAGCUACAAUUUUGAGCAGGACUAUCACAGUAGAGAUAAUAGUUGGGAGCGAGAAUAUCAUCAUUGGGAGCAAAGGCACAGAGACAAAGAGGAAGCAGGCAAACACAAGUCAUGGUGUAAGCAGCAUGAGAGCAAAGAAUGUGAAAACCACAAGAAGAACAAGCACAAGAAGAAAGAAAAGUCAUGAGGAAGGUGUACUGGAGAGAAAUGGACAGGAUUCAUGAAGGAGCAAAUCUGUGGUCCAAAAAGAAUAGUGACAUUUUUACAGCCAGAUUGUCUGUAGCGACUUUCUUCCCCUGAGACAUUAAAACGGCUGGAAUGAUUAGCAACCAAACAUGCGCACAAGCUUCCUCUUUGUGAAAGAAGACCACAUUCACAGAUUUUUGGAGAGAGAAAACUGGCAGCAAAAAAAGGCAGUUAUUUACCAACAUGUGAGAUCCCAUGGCUUCUUAUGGGAGAUAGCUUCCGUGCAAACUAAUGCAUUUAGAAUAUAGGACAAUACUUGGCAAA